AAAAGCAAGCAGUCCAAGAAAAAGAAGACGGACGUACCGCCCAAGAGUAUUUUUGAUGAAUACAACAACACUGAACCCUUUCACGACGACGACAAAGACGACAGUUCCGUGAUUACAGGAGAUGACACCCACACCGCAUUGACCUUGGACACAAAACCUCACAUGCCCAAACGAAACUGGUGUGUGGAAUACUUCCGUGUCGUAUCGACCAUUACGGGAAUAUCCUCUCUCGGAUUGCUGGCGACGCAAAUGAUACCCCUCUUCUUUGCCCCUCUCAAGAGCCAAGGAUACUUUGAUUUGGCCUUGAAAUUCUACGUGUCGCUAUUCUGCAUUCUAUUCCUCUUGGUGGAAUCCAAUGCCCCCAUACCCUUUCUCCGCAAUUCACCUAUCUUGCAAACGUUUAUUUCGAGGGGAUUUCUCUAUUCCUUCUUGGGGCUCAUUUGUUUGGAAGAAGCCUACUCGGAGCGAGUCAAGACUAUGGUGUCGGCUCAUGCGGAUCAAUUCCAUGUGGCGUGGGCAUCCUUAUUCAUGCAGAUUUCGGCCUGGUUCAUCUUUGGCUGUGGAAUCUGGUACAUGCUCAUGGGAUUCUGUUGUUUGAAACGAUUGAGAGACAGAGUGAAAAAGAAGGAUCGGCAAGUAUGGAUCAAAUAUAGAAAGGAUUUGAAAGAGUGGAAACGAAUGAAUUGA
Molecule: messenger RNA, 687 nt
Organism: Seminavis robusta
Lineage: Eukaryota; Bacillariophyta; Bacillariophyceae; Naviculales; Naviculaceae
Source: the annotation of a GenBank genome assembly